Messenger RNA from Cantharellus anzutake, 1104 nucleotides. Its product is annotated as kinase-like domain-containing protein. Gene Ontology annotation, molecular function: ATP binding; protein serine/threonine kinase activity. The transcript is spliced from 5 exons. Gene Ontology annotation, cellular component: cytoplasm. The coding region runs from base 304 to 1104 and encodes 266 amino acids. Gene Ontology annotation, biological process: protein phosphorylation. NCBI's taxonomy places the organism in Eukaryota, Fungi, Basidiomycota, Agaricomycetes, Cantharellales, Hydnaceae. The record is from RefSeq and is a predicted model, not a curated record.
GCCUAAACCUCGCAUCAACCGCGCGGCAAACGGAUUUGGCGCUUCCUAAUUCUACUUAUGGUAGAUGAUCAACUUUUGGAAUUGGAGAAAAUUGAGGCUGAGAAUCAGCUGAGGGGUGACGGAAUUCAUCUUACCGGGCGAGCGCCUGCAAACUUCCCCCUGCUGAAAGCGCACUGGGUGCAUGCUGGCCUGCUGGCUUGCAAUUUGAUUCAUAGGAUUCCUUUCACCCCCAUCACCAGUCGCCAGCCCACAGUCUGAGCUGUUCAACCUACAUUACUACAUCCCAUCCUCCUUAGAAUACGGAUGGCGUCCCACGGCGAGCCCCACAAUCGCAAGGACGCCUUAGAUCCAAUUAGUCAAAGUGAAUGGGAGAAAGACCCCUUCAACCUUAACAGUUGCCUCAAACUCCAGGACAUACGGUUAGAAGGGGUCGGCUCGCGGGCCCGAGUAUUCUCUGUCACGCAUCACCAUCAUGAUUCACCAGGCGAUGUCUUAAAAAAUGCCAAGCCAAGAGUCUGCCUCAAAAUUAUCACAGCGUCCUUUGGUGAUACCGCAGAACACAACCUGGAGGUGUUGAGAAAGAACGUGCUAGGUGUUAUCAAGGUUUGGAGAAAUCUGGAACACCCAAACAUCAACCCCAUUUAUGGAUGGACUCUCGACCCUACUUCAAACGAUUCGCAUUUCUGCUUUGUCUCCCAGUUUUGCCCCAAUUACAAUGUAUCCAGAUAUCUCCGCAAGCACCCCGACGCAGACCGCGAAAAAAUAGUCUGUGAAGUAGCUAAAGGCUUGCGAUACCUUCACGACGAGGCCAACAUAGUUCAUGGGGAUGUGAAGCCUAACAACGUUCUCAUAAGCGAUGAAGGCAUAGCUAUGUUGAGUGAUUUCGGACAGGCAGAAAUCCUGGAUCGUGCCCCCCAAAAUUUGCAGGAUGCUGGGCGGUUUCUUACAAUCGAAUACUGGCCCCCUGAAGUAUUUUCCACUGAAGAUGCAGAUUAUCCCCUCCAACGCUCCAAAUCGGGCGACGUGUGGGCUUUCGGGUGCACUCUCCUGGAGGUAAGUUAUCCCGAGUUCUUCCUCCAAAAAAUGGCCAACCCUGUGUUAUAG